GCAGGAUAAAGGCCUGAGCGAGGCGGCUCACCUACCCUGCUUUCUGCAUUCUUCUCUCCACAUCCCUCUCUGUACUUACAGCCCCAAUGGCCCCCAAAAAGCCAGAGCCCAAGAAGGAUGACGCCAAGGCGGCCACCAAGGCAGCUCCCGCUCCCGCUCCCGCACCUCCCCCUGAACCUGAGCGCCCUAAGGAGGUGGAGUUUGAUGCUUCCAAGAUCAAGAUCGAGUUCACACCUGAGCAGAUUGAAGAGUUCAAGGAAGCCUUCAUGCUGUUCGACCGCACACCCAAGUGUGAGAUGAAGAUCACCUACGGGCAGUGUGGGGAUGUCCUGCGGGCACUGGGCCAGAACCCCACACAGGCGGAGGUGCUCCGUGUCCUGGGGAAGCCAAAACAGGAAGAGCUCAAUACCAAGAUGAUGGACUUUGAAACUUUCCUGCCCAUGCUCCAGCACAUUUCCAAAAACAAGGACACGGGCACCUAUGAGGACUUCGUGGAGGGGCUACGGGUCUUCGACAAGGAGGGCAAUGGCACUGUCAUGGGUGCUGAGCUUCGCCACGUGUUGGCCACGCUGGGUGAGAGGCUGACAGAAGACGAAGUAGAGAAGUUGAUGGCUGGGCAAGAGGACUCUAACGGCUGCAUCAACUACGAAGCAUUCGUGAAGCACAUCAUGGCCAGCUAAACCUCCUGCCCAAGUAGGCACUCACUUCCUCCUGAACCCGCUGCUGCCACCUCCCCACACUCCACCAGCUGCAGUGCUCACUUGACAUCCUGCUGCCUCCAUCUCCCUCCUCCUCUGUAAUCUGCACUGCCUUUGCUCUCAGGAAGCCCAGGGAAGGCUGUGCAGGGACUUCUCAUCUCCCAUGUGUGAUGCUGACACCAGCGGCCUGGAGCCGGGGGAAGGAGGGGAGCGUAUCAAGACCCUGCACAAACCCUCGGACCCCUCUGUGUGGCUGCCAUCUCUGGCCCCUCUCAGUCUGUGCUUACCUGUGACGGCAGGCAGCUCCGUCCCCACCCCAUGGGCCUCAUGAAUAAAUGGCUUCUUGCCGGCCUUCCUUUCUG
This is a messenger RNA of Rhinopithecus roxellana (golden snub-nosed monkey), 1060 nucleotides long. RefSeq names its product myosin light chain 3 (gene MYL3). Gene Ontology annotation, cellular component: myosin II complex. The record is from RefSeq and is a predicted model, not a curated record. Gene Ontology annotation, molecular function: calcium ion binding. Lineage: Eukaryota; Metazoa; Chordata; Mammalia; Primates; Cercopithecidae. The transcript has 6 exons. Bases 87 to 680 code for a protein of 197 amino acids.